UGCGUCCAUUUCAACUCAGCGGUUCGGAUGCGAUCGACGCACGUUUUACAACCGAGACCUUUGUUUAUACAAGUGCUAUAGUUGAUAGUAUCGUUAACAACAAAAUGGCGUUGUAUUCCAUAGACGCUGAAUUAUUUAUCAGUGAAGUAUCAAAACAACCAGCUAUAUGGGAUUGGACCUGCGACGAAAACAAAUUGAAAAGGCACAAGGAAAAGGCAUGGGCAGAAAUCGCACAAGUCUUCAUAAUAGAUUUUGAUGAUAUGCCAGCGUCUAAGAAGGUUGAUAUUUAUCGUAAAUUACAAGGCAAAUGGAGGAACCUACGGGACAACUACGUACGUUCGUUGCGACGCAAGGACAAUAGCUCGCGUUACACGCACACCGAAAGGAUGUCCUUCUUGGACGUCCUGUACCAGCACCGACCGGCAAGAUCCGAGGACAAGAGUCGCCCCAGAAAACGCACACAACAUUCACAAGUUGCUAAUGUGAAAGAGGAUUCGUCCUCGCACGAUGAACAAUGCCUAUCAACUACCGUUGAAGACAGACUAGCAGAUUCCAGUCCAAACAAUCUAGGUGCCGAUACUGAAUCUAUUAUCCUAAUUAAAGCGGAAUCAUCAAGCGAAGAAGAAGAUCAAUCUGUCAUUGAAAACUUGAAACGCAAAAGAAGAGUGAAAGAGAGACCCGAGUUUCUAGAAAUGCCGAGAGAAGAGGAAAUCCGGAUUUCGUCGAGCUCUAUUACGGAUGAGGACAAAUUAUUCUUUGACUCUCUUUUACCGGUCGUGCACGAGUUUAAUCUAGACCAAAAAUUAGAAUUUCGCACUCAAAUCUUGCAUUUAAUAAAAAGUAUACGUUCGAAUCCAUUAUAAUUAAAAGAUGAAUAAGAUUCAUUUUCAAGUAUAGCUUUACUUUAAAUUCACAUCAUAAUUAUAAUUAACUAUUUAUAAUAAUUAAGGCAAAACACAAAGAAAGGCAACGAAAAAGUACCGUCAAACAAAAUUAUUCGAUAAACAUGCAUCGAAACGUAAUUCUCGAUAAACCAUGCGAUUAAUAAAAACAGUAUUGUUUUUACAACUGAUUAAAUAAUUGUUGAAUACAUUUGCCUCUUAUUAUGACAAUAAAUCUUAAGUUCAC
This is a messenger RNA of Zerene cesonia (dogface butterfly), 1128 nucleotides long. RefSeq lists its product as uncharacterized. The record is from RefSeq and is a predicted model, not a curated record. Gene Ontology annotation, cellular component: nucleus; transcription regulator complex. NCBI's taxonomy places the organism in Eukaryota, Metazoa, Arthropoda, Insecta, Lepidoptera, Pieridae. Gene Ontology annotation, biological process: regulation of transcription by RNA polymerase II. Bases 105 to 863 code for a protein of 252 amino acids. The transcript is spliced from 2 exons. Gene Ontology annotation, molecular function: DNA binding.